GAAAAGGCUAAACCCAAGGUUAAAGAAGUAGGGUCAGAAAGAAGAGACAUCUACCGGGACGAGAACGUCGAUGGUACCGACACAUCUGAGCAGGACCGGAGGCCGCGAGGAGGGAAGGAGGUGAAGGAAGCCAAGGAGACAAGGAGACAUAAGGAAGGUGGAGCAGCAGGUGGAGUCGUGAUGGAGGAGGACAUCAGGAAGCAGGGGAUGCUCUUCCUCCAGCAGCAGCGCUUUGGGAAGAAGUGGAAGCGGGUCUGGUGCGUCCUGUACCGGGAAAGUUCCUGCUCCAUCUCCAGGCUGGAGUUCUUUGAGUGUAAAGAUGCCGGGAACGUGGAGAGGAACGACAAGACGCUGCGCAAGCAGCAGGAGAACAAGAAGGUGAUCCGUCUGGCGGACUGCAUCCGGGUCUCAGAGGUGGACAUGGACGGAUGUCCCAGAGAUACGGGCUCCUUCCUGGUGGAGACCACCGAGAAGAUCUUUGUGUUCGCCGCAGACAGACACCAGCUGGAAGACUGGACCCACAAGCUGUGUGAGAUCGCCUUCCCUAUGAGCUGGACAGAAGGUGGAGCAAAGCGAGGAAGUCUGCAGAGAGGAAACAGGGUGGAAGAGGACGAAGGGAUGGAGGACAACUCGCUUUACAGCGGCAGAGAAACAGUGCGCGACUUCAAAGUGUCUGUCCGGAGGACCGAUGCCUCUGACCGGUGCCGACUGAAGGGGGACGGAGUCCUGAGAGCCGACCUGGACGCUCUGCACCUGCUGGACAAGACGGGCGAGAUCCUGUUCAGCUGGCCGUACCGGUAUCUGCGGCGCUUCGGACGCGACAAGUCCACCUUCUCCUUCGAGGCGGGCCGCAGAUGUGACUCUGGCGAGGGAAGCUUCGAAUUCGACACCAAACAGGGAAAUGUCUUGUUCCAGGCCGUCGAGGCUGCAAUUAACCUGCAGAAGAUCUCCCUCCCCCACAGACAGACCUCUGGAGGGGGCCUGUUGCCUCCGGAGAUUGUCCCCAACCACCAGAACCACAGCCUACCACCUCCACCAGUUAACCCAACACUGGGCCACAGCAGGACGCCCCGCGUUCAGGUCCAACAAGCCCCUGGUUCUCAGGCUGUUGACGGCGUGUACAGCAUGGUGACUGAACCUCAGAUCCCGCAGUUGAAUCUUAGCAAAGACGAGAGUUCGAGUGCUUUACCACAGCAGCAGCGCACCCAUCUGUCUCGUUUGGAGCCUCCGGUGGAUAAAAUCCUGACCGGAGUGAAGAGUUUGACCCUGGACACCCGCGGACUCCCCAUCCCCAGAAAGAACCAGGUCAAGAUGAUUUCCAGCUGCCCUCUGCCCAACGCCAGCCCCGAGUCAGGCGGCACCCUGGCCACAGGGCCCCCCUCCAACCCAAACCCCCGCCUCAGCCCCAAACUGUGCUCCAACCCAAACCUGCAGCAGACGUAUUCGCAGAUCACCAUGCCGGACGUCGCCGGGCGGGGCACCAAGAAGGAGAGGAAGACCGGCGGCAAAGCGCCCCAGAUGGUCCAGAAGGAUGCCGACUACUCCCUCCCCUUCGACACCCUGGCCUCCAACAUCAUGUCCGACAUCUUGCACUCCCACCAGGAGAGCCUGGGUGCAGAUCCGCUGUACGACAGCAUCGACGAGAUGAAGAUUAGGAACAUCUUCCUGAGUGAAGAAAGGACUCAGGACGCUCCGUAUGGGAAGGUGGACCACAUCUAUGACGAGCCUGAAGGGUGCGCUGCAGCCGCAGGACAGGGGGAGCCGCCCCGCCCUUCGGUCUACGACGACCCCGAAGAGGUGAGAGGAGACGCCUGGAGGAUCAUGGGUACCGCCGCCGACCCCAAGGGCCACGAGUACCCCUACAACCCCCGCGCGGAUGACUACGCGGUGCCCAAACGGCCCAAGCGGUUGUUGACCUCCCAGCAAAGCAUUGCUAAAGAGGAACGGGAGCAGAAACAGGAGGAGGAGCCACAGCAGGAGGAGGCGGAGGAGGAGGAGCCAGAGGAGGAGGCAGACGAGGAGGCAGAGGAGCAUCAGUUUUCACCGUACAAAAACGUGAUUGUUAAAAUGUGAAUGGAUGAUUAAGAGUUGACAGACCUGUUUAUUAUGUUAAAAGCCGGCCACUGACAGAUAACCCGAAGCUUUUCAUCGACAUCUGAACUCGUCUAGAACACGUUUCCCUACAGGUCCUCCACCGCCGACAGGAGUCCUCCUCUCCGUCCUCUCCUCCUGACUCUGAACCCGCCGCCAUCAGAGGACGUUAACACGUUUCAGCUGCACAUUCAUCAGCUUCCACCUGCAGCUCAGCAGGCUGGGAGACCGUAAUAGUUUUAGAGGAUGCUAAGAUAAAGACGACGCGCUAACAUCUGCCGCUAACCCUGCUAUGCUAACAUGCAUUACUUCCUGUGCUCAUCUAAGUGUUAUUUGAUCCCAAGUUGUCAUGUUAUAUUUUGAGUGUUGCCAUCAUUAAACAGAACUAACCAAGUUUCAGGUCAGGCAGUUUUUAUCUCUUCAGACAUGUUGGCGGGCUAACGCUAACGCUAGCUCUGUUAGCUGUAGCUAACUGCUGACUUCCUCUGCAGCCAUCAAAGGCUGCAGGAGCCUCUUGAUCGUUCAUUCAUUUGGCUGCUGUGUGGCAGCGAGGAGACGCCUAGAACAUGCAUGACAGGGCUGGGAACCACCGAGGGAUGCCACUAUUAGACCUGUCUUCACGUCAAACAGGAUGUUCUCACACCCACCUGCUGCCAACUCUGAGGAAAUGGUAGCUUGGUCAUGAGACGGAGCGUGGGCUAUGGUUCUGAUCCUGUUACGUGUUUCUGAAGGUUUAUUUGUGAAAACUUCAGUCAGGCCCACCCCUGAUGUCUCGCACAGCCGCUGGUUUGGUGCAGAAGCAGCAGAGAUCAGGAACCUGAAGUGAAAAUAAAAAUUAAGCUGAUGUGAAACUUCUUAUGUGACGAUGUAGGAGAGCCAUUCAGCAGCAGUAAGUGUUAAUAUUCUCACUGAGGUGUGACUCUUUAAUUUAAAACUCGUUGUUCGGUUCUCAGAGCUCCUCCUGAGAACACUUCCUCUUUCCAUCUCGCUCUGCUUGUGUCCUCCUCACCCGGGCCGUUAGACGCCCUAGCGUCAGUCCGUCUCAGCGCUCCAGCCCAGCAGGGCUCACGCCGUUCCCUUUUAAAGCAGCAGAAUCACAAUCAGAAUCAGAAUCACAUUUAUUGCCAAGUAGGUUUGCACUUACAAGGAAUUGGACUUGGUGUUGAUUGUGCAGACAAAAAAUAAAAUAAAAUGUAUAUAUAUACAGAAGCUAUAUACAUUCAGUAAACUGUGCGUGACUUUCACUGCAGAAAUACUCACGUUUGGUUACAUCGGCCCUCACAUUCAUCUCAGCACUGAGUUCACUGUCUCUGCUCCUUCUGAAAUCUGCUGCUCAAUAAAGACUUUCUGCUUC
This is a messenger RNA of Fundulus heteroclitus (mummichog), 3445 nucleotides long. RefSeq names its product docking protein 2 (gene dok2). The record is from RefSeq and is a predicted model, not a curated record. Gene Ontology annotation, cellular component: cytoplasm. NCBI's taxonomy places the organism in Eukaryota, Metazoa, Chordata, Actinopteri, Cyprinodontiformes, Fundulidae. Gene Ontology annotation, biological process: positive regulation of MAPK cascade; cell surface receptor protein tyrosine kinase signaling pathway.